AUAUCUGCCCUUUCUCUUUCCCUUUGCUCUCUUUGUCUUUGUUCUUACUCUUGUUGUUAUUAUUAUACAAAGCACACGAAGAAGAGAUCGUUGCAUAUUCGAUCAAAAGAGUAGUUGCUUUAUUCUGCUUUAAAGUUUCCUUUGUCAUUUUUUCUUCUUUGAGAAAACUGAACAAGUGGGUAAUAAAUUUAUAGUUUCAAUUUAAGAAGAAUGAUGUUGAAAAUGGAUUUCGAAUCGCAGAAGAAUAAUUACAGGGUGUUCGGGAACAUGGCUUUGGUUGUUCCGAAGGAGCUUGAAGAACUUGACAAGCCUUCUUCUUUGUCGUCUCCAAGGCCUUUUGAGGUCCGAUUUCAAGUCCCCGAUUUCGGGGUUCCCAUUCGGGAUUUCUUGAGGACUAGGGAAGUUGGUGAGUUUCUUAGUGGAGCUUUAGCAGGGGCUAUGACUAAAGCUGUUCUCGCUCCUCUAGAGACCAUCAGGACCAGAAUGGUGGUUGGUGUAGGAUCCAAAAACAUUUCUGGUAGUUUUAUUGAGGUCAUUGAGCAGCAAGGUUGGCAAGGACUGUGGGCUGGAAAUGGAAUUAAUAUGCUUAGAAUAAUUCCCACCCAAGCAAUUGAGCUUGGAACAUUUGAGUGUGUCAAGCGAGCAAUGACAACAGCAAAAGAGAAAUGGAAACAGAAUGAAAGCCCGAAACUGCAAAUUGGUCAUGUUAAUGUCAACUUUUCUCUUUCCUGGAUUUCUCCAGCUGCUGUGGCUGGUGCAGCUGCUGGAAUUGUUAGUACACUUGCAUGCCAUCCUCUUGAAGUUCUCAAGGAUAGGCUGACUGUCAGUCCUGACAUUUACCCUAGCUUGAGCAUUGCAAUUAGCAAGAUUUACAAGGAUGGCGGGGUUGGUGCCUUUUAUGCUGGUUUUACUGCUAGCACCAUCAGCUUUCCCUUGGAAGUUGCGAGAAAACGGCUGAUGGUGGGAGCUUUGCAGGGUAAGUGUCCACCAAACAUGGCAGCAGCUCUUGCUGAAGUCAUUCGGGAUGAGGGCUUGAUGGGUCUUUAUAGGGGUUGGGGUGCUAGCUGUUUGAAAGUAAUGCCUUCCUCUGGAAUCACCUGGAUGUUUUACGAAGCUUGGAAAGACAUAUUGCUUGUUGAGAAGCGCAUGUUAUGAUGGCUUCAGCAAAACUUGCCAUAGCUAACUAGUUGAGAAUGAUGUUGGGCUCCUCUCUUGAAAGUGCAAGUGGAGGGUAGUGGAGUCAGGGUUGUUUAUGGAAUGAUCUGGAAUGAAAUGCAAAGGGGCUGAUGGUAUUUAUGAGUAUGGGCUGCCAGUUUUUAUCUCGAUGACCUGGCAACUUUUACGGAAUUUCUGUUAUUUAGUUCUAAAGAAUCACUAGGUGAGCUUCAAUUUUGGGGCUGCAUUGAAUAUUCACAUGUACCAACAGGUAUCUUAUAUCACAUGACAACUAGUAUAAAAUUUUUUGACCAAUUUGGUCUCUUGUUUUUGGCAAA
Messenger RNA from Theobroma cacao (cacao), 1493 nucleotides. RefSeq names its product Mitochondrial substrate carrier family protein. Gene Ontology annotation, biological process: transmembrane transport. The record is from RefSeq and is a predicted model, not a curated record. Lineage: Eukaryota; Viridiplantae; Streptophyta; Magnoliopsida; Malvales; Malvaceae.